CCCUGUGCGCACAGGGUCCCAUCUGGGAGUGACCUCACACUCUCCCGUGACGUGUCACAACGCGUUUGUGGAGGCCAAAUUAAAAAUGAGCAGUCUCCAAAAAGAGCCUUUCUUUUCUUGCACAAAUAGGGGGCAAGUCAGAGUGUUCUGAGCUUGAAAUGUUACACCACAACCUAGUUUGCGGUUAGAAUGAUGAUCUCGCCACUGCAUCAACCCGGUUGGGUGCGCUCAUCUGCAGUCCAGCACACAUUUUUCGAAAAAAGAUCAUUUCAAGCAGCUUGUGGAGUAACAGGUAGAAUGUUCCAGUUUGCGCGAUAAAACAGGUCGAAUCUCAACUCGGGCGUUAUUUAUUUCAAAGCCACUUGUCCCCCCCUCGCUGUCGGAUCGAUGAAGUGGGCGUCGAUUGCGUUGAGCGUCUGAGGUGAAAUGUGACUUCGGAGGAGCUUCGGCGGCGCGCGCGUGCAGCACCACGGACAGCGUCUCUUUCUCUCUCAACUUGGCCAUCCGUCCUUCCUUCCCUCUUUUUCUUUUCCUUCACUCCACACGUCCGGGAGCGCUCCGGAGGAUGUUUGCCGAUUCAGCGCUGCUCGUCCAGCCCGCAGGAAGCAAAGGAAGCCCGCACAGGCUGUAAACUACGAAAGCGCAGAAGAGGAGGCCGAGCACGAGGAUCACGCUGAUGCUUUCAAUGGCCUCUGUCAGAAUAAAAACACUGGUGUUGUGAGAGCUGGUGCCGCUGUGCCUCACUGUGCUUUUAACUUCAGAGGCGACGACAUCCAAACCUGAGCAGACGCUGACCAAAAAAAAUCACAGUCAGGACCUUGCUCCGUCAAGGGAAAUGUCAUUGGGGGACUCCCCAGUGUUGGGGGUGCACCCUGUGCCCCGACCCUUCCGGCUGUCCCACAUUCUCCUCCUGCUCCUAUGCGUGACUCUCUUUGCCCAGGCUCCCCAGGGUUUGCCUGUGGUUGGUUAUAACACAGACUCCAAAAAGGAGAUCACGCUGGAGGGAGAUUUGAUGAUCGGCGGUCUCUUCCCCGUGCACCAGAAAGGUGAGGCCGCCCAGGAUUGCGGGAAGAUCAAUGCGCAACGAGGAAUCCAGCGACUGGAGGCCAUGCUGCUUGCUCUCGAUGAAAUCAACAGGGAUGAGCGCAUCUUGCCCGGAAUUCGUUUAGGAGCUCAUAUACUGGACACGUGCUCCAAGGACACUUACGCUCUGGAGCAAUCUCUCGAGUUUGUCAGGGCAUCACUCACCAAAGUGGACGACAGCGAGUACACGUGCCCUGAUGGAUCCUAUGCCAUCCAUGAUGAAGUCCCGUUGGCUAUCUCUGGAGUUAUAGGAGGAUCUUACAGCGAUGUUUCUAUUCAGGUGGCCAACUUGCUGCGACUCUUUCAGAUCCCUCAGGUUAGUUACGCCUCCACCAGUGCCAAACUUAGUGACAAGACUCGCUACGACUACUUUGCCCGCACCGUACCCCCCGAUUUCUUCCAGGCCAAGGCUAUGGCCGAAAUCCUACGUUACUUUAACUGGACGUAUGUAUCGACAGUCGCAUCGGAAGGUGACUACGGCGAGACCGGUAUUGAUGCCUUUCAGCAGGAGGCCCGAGCCCGCCACAUCUGCAUCGCCACCUCAGCCAAGGUGAGCCGUUCCAUGAGCCGCUGGAGCUAUGAGAACGUGAUCCGCUCCCUGCAGCAGAAGUCCAACGCCAAGGUGGUCAUCCUGUUUACUCGCAGCGAAGAUGCCCGUGAGCUUCUGGUGGCGGCCAACCGCAUGAACGUCACUUUCACCUGGGUGGCCAGCGAAGGUUGGGGCGCGCAGGAAAGUGUGGUGAGGGGCAGCGAAGCUGUUGCAGAUGGCGCAUUCACCAUUGAGCUGGCCUCCUAUCAGAUCCCCCAGUUUAAUGACUACUUCACGGCUCUCCAUCCGUACAACAACACCAGGAAUCCGUGGUUCCGAGAGUUCUGGGAGAACCAGUUCCAGUGCAGCCUCCACAAUUUAAGCUGUGGGAAGCACUCCCUGCGAGAGGCUCCGUUUCAACCUGAAUCCAAGAUUAUGUUUGUGGUGAAUGCAGUUUAUGCGAUGGCCAUGGCAUUGCACAACAUGAGGCAGGCCUUGUGCCCAAACUCCACCAAGGUCUGCGAUGCUCUUAAACCUGGCAAUGGCAGGAAGUUUUACAGGGACUAUAUUCUCAAGACCAAGUUUGAGGCACCAUUUCGUCCACCAGAUACAGACAAUAUCGUCCGCUUUGACGCCUUCGGAGACAGCUUCGGCCGCUACAACAUUUUCCACUAUCACAAGGAAGGUGGACGCUACAGCUAUCGCAAGGUCGGUUACUGGGCUCAGAGUCUGAUCCUGAACACUAGUCUCAUCCCCUGGGCUGGGGCACCCACCUCUCAGUGUAGCGACCCCUGCAGGAAGAAUGAGGUGAAGAGUAUGCAGCCUGGAGAUGUGUGCUGCUGGAUCUGCAUCCCUUGUCAGUCUUACCAAUACUUGCAGGAUGAGUUCACGUGUGCUGACUGCAGCUUUGGACAGUGGCCUCUGGCUAAUCUGACAGGUUGCUAUGACCUACCUGAGGAGUACAUCCGCUGGGAAGAUGCCUGGGCCAUUGGACCUGUCACCAUCUCCUGUCUGGGGAUGAUGUGCACUCUAUUCGUCAUUGGCCUCUUCCUAAAACACAACGAGACACCCGUGGUGAAAGCCAGCGGACGUGAGCUCUCCUACAUUCUCUUGCUGGGAGUGCUGAUGUGCUACACAAUGACUUUCAUCUACAUCGCCAAACCUUCCACAGCCGUUUGUACACUGCGCCGUCUGGGCUUAGGAACCUCCUUCGCCGUGUGCUACUCAGCCCUGCUGACCAAGACCAAUCGCAUUGCUCGGAUCUUCAACGGCGUUAAGGGCGGUGCCCAACGACCUCGAUUUAUCAGCCCAGCCUCACAAGUUGCCAUCUGUGGAGGUCUGAUCUCCUGCCAGCUGGUGGUGGUGGUGGUCUGGCUGCUCAUAGAAGCUCCGGGAGUGAGAAAGGAAGUGAGCCCAGAGAAGAGAGAUGUAGUCACCCUCAAGUGUAACAGCAAAGACUCCAGCAUGCUCAUGUCUCUCACCUACAACUGCGUCCUCAUCAUCCUCUGCACGGUUUACGCCUUCAAGACCCGCAAGUGCCCUGAAAACUUCAAUGAAGCCAAGUUUAUUGGGUUCACCAUGUACACAACCUGCAUCAUCUGGCUGGCUUUUCAGCCCAUUUUCUAUGUCACUGCCAGUGACUACAGGGUGCAGACCACGACUAUGUGUAUCUCGGUCAGUCUGAGCGGGUCGGUUGUCCUGGGCUGCCUGUUUGCUCCGAAAGUCCACAUCAUCCUGUUCCAGCCGCAGAAAAAUGUCAGCACUCUGAGAGUGGCCACCACCCGCUUCAGCGUCACCACCGGCCCGGCCUCCAGUUUCUCUCAAGCAUCAGCAUCAGCCUCCAACGCUGUUCCGACGGUGUGUAACGGCCGAGAGGUGGUGGACUCCACCACGUCUUCCUUGUGAAGAUCAGCUGAGUAGCUCCACCAGACGUAAACACAAUUAUAUAACCACUAGUCCUCAAUCAGGUGUCUCAGAUAUUAAAGCGGACCAUUGUCCUGACUUUGUUGUCCUCAAAGUGCUGUGAGUACAAUGUUCCAAUUAUUUUCUUCUGUUCUUUGAUUCAAAGCAAUUACAAAGUAAAUUGAUGCCAGUUAAGGUUACAUCGAGUGUUGCCCUCGUUUCUACUGCAACAAUGAUCGUGAAUCUGUUCAAUGUAUUAUAUACAGGAUGUUUUUCAUGUAGAUUUUGGUGAACAGUUUGUGCUUUCUUGUAAUUUAUGUAAAUAAAAUGUGUUUUUUUUUUAUUAAUACGAGAAUUCAUUUGUAGUUUAUUUGAGAUGAAUCAUUCACAUUAUUUGUUUCCUUGCUGUAUUCUUACGCGAACUCUUUAUAUAAAUACUGUGUUGUACUUUUUUAUAUCACUAAACCUGGCAUUUGCACAGUGGUGGAUAGACUUUUUAAAUCAAUUUUAUUAUAAUAAUCUAUACGUAUUUACUGUGAUCUAUCUUCUGCCAAAGCAUUCUAUUCGAAUGGAGAUCUCGCCAAGAUUCAGCCGAAAAGAAUAAAUGUGCACCAGAGGAUACGA
This is a messenger RNA of Phyllopteryx taeniolatus (common seadragon), 4138 nucleotides long. RefSeq names its product glutamate receptor, metabotropic 2a (gene grm2a). Gene Ontology annotation, biological process: regulation of synaptic transmission, glutamatergic; G protein-coupled glutamate receptor signaling pathway. NCBI's taxonomy places the organism in Eukaryota, Metazoa, Chordata, Actinopteri, Syngnathiformes, Syngnathidae. The transcript is spliced from 6 exons. Gene Ontology annotation, cellular component: membrane. The record is from RefSeq and is a predicted model, not a curated record. Bases 836 to 3517 code for a protein of 893 amino acids. Gene Ontology annotation, molecular function: group II metabotropic glutamate receptor activity.